AUGGAUCCCCCCCUCAAUAUCCAACAGGUGGCCGUCAUCGCUAGACCCAAGCCCGAUGGGCCUUACUGUCAAAUGGCCAGCGCUCUCCAAACUUGUCGGUGCCCUCGAACAAUUAUACACCCUUGUCUUGCUGCCCUGAACGCCUUCGCCGAUGACAAGCACCAAGUCCCUAUCUUACAGGAAAUUGCAUUCGCCGCCGAGUGCCAGAUUGACAACAACGACUUUGUGCAAACGUCCAAACAACAAUACCCCACGGGAGGUAAGACCGCAGUCGAGAACCAAUUUCCCUACAUCGCCGCAUGUCUCUUUUCGGCUAUAGCAUUCUGCCUCGACCAAGGCCACGCAAUUUACCAUUGCUCGGUAGAGAAGCCUCGCUGUUUCUACAAGGGCAAGCUAGAUAUCCGCCACAAACGGGUAGGACGACCCACCAAUGUUUCAGUCAUUGACAUAACGGACCCGCGAAAUCCUAGAUACUGCUUCCUCAACAUGGAUUCAAAGUGCAUCUGGUGCGCUCUACGAGAUUACGAUCCCGACGGUAUCAACAAUCAAGACAGGCAAGGUGAGCUGGCACCGUGGACGAUGCCUGCAUACACUCCCUGCUCCGGUGAAUCCCUCUCGUGCCGGAUGUUGUACGACCUUUAUCACAAUGUCACCGGAUUUGAGCGUGACAGAAAAGACCUCAAUGCGUUGGAGGCAUUGAAAGCCUACCCACUUAUUGAUGUUGCAGCUCUUGCUAGUUGCUGGCCAUCCCCCAUGUGGAAUUUGUCCCAGCAAGAGACGACGGGCUUGAGUCAACUUUCGAUCUCCGUUCACCCACGCGCCCAGAAGAGCCAAGUCAAAUCGCUUCGCAAACUCACAGAGCACAAGAUCCUCGACGCGAUCGUCUCCGGAGUCCUUGACGACCUCAACCUGCUCGAUAACGCGCUACAGAUUCCGGGAUUUCCGAAAGACUUCCUCGACACCUGCAUUUCGCGGGCCGACUUGCUUGCUGCUAGCGAUAAUCAGAACCUGAUAGCCAAGCUGCUUGCCCGCCUCCUGGAGGGCCUCGCCCACGUGAACCUUUAUCCGUUCCGCAAGCUUCCCAUAGAGACGCUCCGCGAAAUCCUCCACAGCGAUAACCUCAAUGACAUGAAGAGUCUCAACAUCUCUGGCCUGUUUGUUGGUUCGUCCAAGGACAUUAUACCAAUUUUCAACGCAAUCCCCCGACAGCUGGAGUGUGUCUACCUCCUGCAACCACCAGGCCCCGCCAACAGGUUGAAGGACAAGGAAGCAGCAAUCAUGGUCAACCUUUCAGACUUCAUCAUGCGAAAGGGGGACGAGAUUCUGGAGGACGGCAAGAAGAUCCUCACCAGUGCGAAUCUCGCUACUGCUCUGGAUUCGUUGAGCUACUUUGACGGACUAACCAGGGAUCGUAGGGCGCUUGCUCGCCUGCGCUGGCGGAUUGAUGGAUGGUGGUGA
Molecule: messenger RNA, 1458 nt
Organism: Diaporthe amygdali
Lineage: Eukaryota; Fungi; Ascomycota; Sordariomycetes; Diaporthales; Diaporthaceae
Exons: 2
Coding region: 1-1458 (485 amino acids)
Source: RefSeq, a predicted model, not a curated record